AUGAUGGGUAAGUCAGCAAUGGCAAGUUUAUGAACAGCGAGGUCAGAAAAACCCCUGUUCUGGUCUUAUGAAACUCAUCGUUAGCGCAUAUAGUUUCCCCAGGUUUUUACACAUAUUUUUGGUGAGGUUUGCGGCAAGACGUUACGUUUUCAAGACACAUGGUGAUUCGUAGCUUGUGCUGACAAUAAAAAAUCCAGUUUCCAGGCGAAACUCGCAAGGAAUGGGUUAAAAGUUUUCCUCUUUGGAAAACUUAUAUGGCAAAGCGCUGGCUCAAGUUUUAAGAAUUGACUUGUCGGUUCGAGGGAUCAUGCAAAACUAAGAUCAAGUCCUUGCACCUUGAGCAUUCCUGGCUUUCAAAAUUUUAGAAAUCAAUUGAUUUUUCCAACAGAAAAUAAUAUAUAGGCUUUUAGUACCACUGCUCCUCGCCCUGCCGGCAUUAAUAGCAACAGUUCGGGCCGGUGAUGUAGCACUAUUCGCGUCGAGUGGCUGCUAUUCCCACGACGUAAUGAUGAGGGAAGUUGGAGAGCAGUUCAACCAUUUGAAUGUCACCUGGCUUCAGGCGUAUCUCUUCGAAUUCGGCUUUGGCGAAAUGAAGAUUCCGAAACAUUGGGGCCGAGUUCAAGUCUCAAGGACGUUGAACAAUGGUAAGUCACAUUGUGGUUUAGUCUUCCAUUUUUUACGUCAGCAGACAGCUUGCUACUAGGUCCUUUUUUAUUCUCCAAAUUAGGGAAAAUUUUGGCGGUGUUCGGGUUUGUGACCUUUGCGGGAAAACACGUUAGCGCAAAAGGAGACCACCUUGCGGUGCGCUGAAGUGAUUGAAAAGGAUUAGAAAACAAAAGUGCAGAAGUACGGUAAGAGCGUAAUAGGACAAGAUGUUGAGUAGUAAACACUACUUUGGAAGAUCACCUUGAAAGAUCACAGAUGCUGACAAAUGACAGCUCUCUCUUUUUCCGUGCUCUUUCGCAAAACAGACCGUUGAAACAUCGACGCCGCGCGUAAGGCGCGAGCCAUCCCUUUCCGGAAUCAAAACAUGACGAAGAUAGCCCAUCUUUAAAAUCUCUGUUUACAGUGGCCGAAAUGAACGAGCUUGGAGGCUUCUUAGUAUGGCUGGGAAAUGUUCCAUUGCAUUGGGAACGGUGGUGGGAUCUCCGUGGAGCUGCCUUCUUUCUCGAAAUCCUCAAAUACCAUCAACGCUUUUGCGAGGACUUCGUCAAAUCCAAAGAGUUUCUGGAUUACAAACAGAAAAACAACAACAAUGUCGAUCUGCUCGUCAUCGAUCACUUCCUACAGGUACGAUGAAUCAAAGCGCGUAUUUUAAAGCCAAUUUAUGACAUCUACAGUGAUGGACCUGAUCCAGUGGCAAAAACGUAUCAUUUUGCAUCCGGGAAGUAUCGAAAAUGCAGCAAAAUACCUCCCUCUCCAACAAAAAAACAUCAUUUUGAAUAGUGCGCCUUUUAUCUCACAAAAAGAGCGGGCGAGCUAUUGAAAUCGGGAUCUUUUUAGUUGGAGAGGGAGGCAUUUUGCUGCAUUUUUGAUACUUUCCGGAUGCAAAAUGGUACGUUUUUGCCACUGCAACAGAUCCGCCACUGUAGAAGUGUUACCGUGUGUUACAACAGCAAGUACGCCCGUUUUAGGAAUGCAUGGUUGGCGCCGCGUCGCUUCUCAACGCUUCAACCGUUCAGUUCAGUAAUUGGCCAAUUGCUGAUGGCUACAUUACGUCACUAAAUGUUCCCGCAAAUCCCUCAAGCACCCCGAAAACUGGAAACGCGUUUUCGUCGACAAAGACCAUGGAAUUUGGAAUCAGAGUGAAGAAUACCAUCUUCCACUCAUUGAUUGUUUUGGCCAGAGUGAUCCAAUCUUAUGUUGUGCAGUCAAUUUACAAAACAUGGGGAUAUGACGUAAGUCUUUUCAAUUCGUUUUCCUCCAAAUUCUCACCGUCACAUUUGCAGCGCAAUCGCCCGCAAACUCUCAGUUCUGAGCCAUUAAAAAACUAACUACUCAAUCUGCAGUAAAUACAAAUUUCAGGUGGACAUAAUCGAUGUGGAAGCCAAGCACAUAAUGUACGCAAGUCGCGGAGAAUUCAUGGCGGAGCCCGUGCGUCCGCUCAACAAUCGUAUCAAAUACUUUGGGUGCUCACGUUGCGGGUAAGAAUUCUUUGCUAAAAUCACGCCGCUUGCAGCGAACGAGGGGUUCCUCUACGCCUCAAGGUUAACUAAAGAUUAAUCGUUUUUUGUUGAAACAUUACCCCGAGAAAAAUGGGGUUUACUGACUUCUUUCAAACUACAACAAACGUUCAACUGGCUUCUGAAUGACCUUCAAAAUUGUUCGUAAUGUGCGUAAUACAACUCGCUCAAAAUGUGAUAUAGUGGGAAUGUGCUUCAAAUCGCCAAAAAAGUUCGAAAUUAACUUUCGGAAAGACUAAAAUCGUGCGAAAUGAACUCCUUUUCAAUCAUAAAGGAUUCGUUGAGAAAUUCUCCAAACGACUAUAAAGACUCCACAGAUACAUUUUAAUCCCUGAUUUCAGUGACCCAGAGCAAUACAAAAUCCGUCGUCCAGCUGAAUUUAUCCCAACAACCACUUCAACAGCACCUCGUCAAGCAACUAUUGACCUCACUCUCCACCACAGGAAUUUCACCGUCCCCUCUCCGGCGCUCCUGAAGUCCUACAACAUUUCGCUUUGUACGGAAUGCGCGGAAGUUUUGAAUCUCCCACAGAACCGGACGGAGACGGCCGAAGAUUCGACUGGCCGCGUUUUAUCGGUUCAGGAGACCCGAUGGAUCCAAAAUAAAUUGGAUUUCCCACUGAUCGACUGGGAUUUAUUGGAGGAAAAACCUUUUGUCUUGGUCAGCUUUGGCAGUGUAGCGCAUGUAAGCACAAACUUUCUGAUGUGUUAAUCUUUUUGCUUACUAAAUUAAUGGCUGAUAACUUUAGGCAAAAUACAUGCCCGACGCUUUGUUCGACCGGUUUUUGGCGGACUUUGGCAAAAGUCCGCACACCAUUCUCUGGCAAACAAACGACGUCACCGAGAGAUUGAAAAACCGUACGAUACCUUCAAACCUCCACAUCAUUAGAUGGGUCCCAAUGAAGGUUAUGUUGGGUAAGCUCCAGAAAGCACUCAGAGCUCUGUUUUUGAUCAUUUCGGCCCUACAUUACAUGAUAUCGUCUGACCACAUUAUAAUGCAUUCGUUUCAGCGCAUCAUAACCUCCACUACGCCAUGUUGCAUUGCGGUGUGAAUACGGUCAACGAGCUUUUAUCCUUUGGAAUUCCGAUCCUUUCAGUGCCAAUGCAAGGCGAUCAGCCCUCAAAUUCGCGGCGUCUGAAAGACCUUGGUCUGGCCGACCUUGCGUCCAUCGCCGACUUUUGGCAACCCGACGGCUUGGCCAAAGUCAUGAGCGACUUUGAAGACGGCCUACCGGAACGUCGAAUCCGUGCAAAAAAAGUCAAACAAAUGUUUAGCGACUAUCGCGACUUGCACGGUGGGGAUCAACACUUCUGGCUCGAUUGGGCCAAACGGCACGGUCAGAUGUUCAGGGAUCGUGGCGAGACCCAAAAGUAUUUCGAAAUGAAAUACCGCCCGAGUUUUGAAUACUACGCUGUUAGAGAAUUAGCCGUUUAUGGGUCGUUGUUAGUAGGACUAGUGCUAUUCUUGUCUCAGUAA
Messenger RNA from Bursaphelenchus xylophilus (pine wood nematode), 3659 nucleotides. Lineage: Eukaryota; Metazoa; Nematoda; Chromadorea; Rhabditida; Aphelenchoididae. The record is from the annotation of a GenBank genome assembly.